Scomber japonicus (chub mackerel) is the source of this 687-nucleotide messenger RNA. It is a transcript of the gene cldc1, whose product is annotated as C-type lectin domain containing 1. The record is from RefSeq and is a predicted model, not a curated record. Lineage: Eukaryota; Metazoa; Chordata; Actinopteri; Scombriformes; Scombridae.
AUGCCCUCAUCUGCAAUGGAGGACGGAGAAAACUACUCCAGCCUGCAGGAGAUCACAGAGGAGCCAGAACCUGGAGGAAACAGACCCAUCCUCAAACAGAGAAAUGGCUCCCAGGGACUGAACCGGGGCAUUCAGUGUUUGAGGAGUCAGCGUGCUCUCCUGAUGCAUAUUGGCUUUUUAGCCUCUGUCUGCGCCAAUAUCAUCCUCACUGUGCUGUUGAUUGGCAGGCAUGUAGCAGGUGUUCCCCUGAACUCUGUAGCAUCUGUGGGUUUGAAGCUGAACUCUGUACAGAGAUGUUACAUCCUGCUGUGUGAGGAGGACGACACCGCCCUGGGACAGAGCUGCUAAGAGACAGUCGGGUGGUGUAAGGAGUGUCCAGGGGGAUGGCUCUAUGUUGGGGAUCAGUGUUUCUACUUCAGCAGGGACAAGGUGGAUUGGCUGAAAAGCAGAGACAGCUGUGCAGAGACGGGAGACCAUCUUACCAUACUGCACACAGUGCAGCAGCAUGAGAGUUCGUGUAUAUAUUGGGAUCGUCAAAGCUCAGAGCCAGUUAACCACCAGUCACUAGGAGAAAGUGAAGAGGACUGUGCCACCUCAAACAUUGAUUCAAAGACAUGGUUAGAUGUCCCUUGUGAUCAUAUAUACAUGUUAAACAUCUGCCAGAUGGAGGCCAUUCAGUUUAUUUGA